AUGUCGGAUUCUUUACACCCUACCGACUGGGAAUCAACGAUCAACAAAUAUCAACAAAUUGAAACGGUCACCAUUGAAAAGCUACAAUCAACAAUACCAGCGUUGGAAAGAUUACAAGUUUCUCUUAGAGAACGUGGGAAAAAAUUCACAAUUGCAAACACAGCGGCGAAUGCAACAACUUUGGGGCUAUCGGUUGCAACCGCCAUUUUGACAAUAAGCAUUCCAUUUACACUCGGCGCCACAGCUCCAUUUGCCUUAGCCACCGGUGUUGUGGCUGUUGGCACAGGUGUAACCUCUGUCGGAAUCAAUAUAGCUGGGAACAUUGAUGAUGCUCGCGCUUUGACAGACGAAAUUCAAGAAGUGUUAACGAUUCCGAUCACCGGAUUGAGUCUGUACAAUGAGCGUGUUGCGGAGCAGAGGAGAGAUGAGAUUGUCCGAUUACGAGAGAUGUCAAAUUCGAUAGAAUAUGCCAGCGGAUUUGCGGCACGUGGUUUACUUGAAAUAGCAACAAGAGCGCUGCCACGUCUCGGGCUAGCCGCUGCUGGUGUCGUCUUAUCAGCCGCCACCGAUGCUGUCUUUUUGGGUAUCAACAUACGCGAUUUGAUCACAGGAGACACGAGCUUUCGAGCAAAUCAAUUAGAGAAGCUCAUCGCUGACGUUAAGGAUCUGAUUGAUUGGAUUCGGGAGGAUGUUCAAAGGCGACGAGAGAUCUACUUUCUCGAAGAGUUCACGAUAGGAUCUCUUGAAUCUUUAGUAGCUUCUUUGAUGGAAAUGAGUAAAAUGCUUAAGUUGGUGAGAACAGAGACGGGGAAACCUGUUUGCAUGGACCUCUACUUCAAUGAAAUCCUUAAAAAGAUCGAAGACAUGCCGAGCCUCGUCGUCGGGAUUUGCGGCGUUCAACGGACAGGCAAAAGCUUUUUGCUUGAACUACUCCGAAAAGCCAUUCUCGACACAGGCAUCUUGGAUGAUCCAAAAACAAAAAUUGGGGAACCACAAGGCAUUCGAUAUUUGUUUGGCAAAAAACCGUGCACUCAAGACAUCGAAAUUUGGAGUGAGCCCUUUAUUUUCCAAGCAACAAAUGGUCAAAAGUGGGCCAUUUUGUUAUUGGAUGCGCAAGGACUUUUUGACGAUCGAACACCUCCAGAAGUGAACACGUUUAUCACUGGUUUCUUGGCAAUGUUUUGUGAUAUUCUGGUGUACAACGUGAAGGAAUUCAAUAUGAAUGAUUUGAAGAAUUUAACAGAACCAGUUGCAAUGUGUGACGAAAAGGAUAAACCUUUGACCGAAAAAUCGAUUAUCUAUAUUCUCGAUCGAGACGCUGUGGAAGCCUUUGGACAUCAGUCUGACUACUUUACCCAGGAUACUAUCCUCGCCAAUUACAAACACGAAUCAGAGGUGCUCAGAAGUACAUUUUCUGCCAUUCGACUAAUUUCGUUCCCUGAGCCGCCACCUUUUGUAAAGAAAGCCUCCUAUUUCAUGCCGAUCACUCUCGGAAAUGGCUCGUCUACAAUCGACGAAACGAUGUCCCUGUAUUUGGGCGUUUUCAAAGAGUUUCUGCAUUUGUUGAAAGGCGAUAUCAAAGAGAUGCAGCGACAUCGUCCAAAAGGUCGUUUCCUUCAUUUCAAGACUUUCGCCAAAAAUGCCAGCCAACUGAAGACAAAUGAUGUUCGAAAGAGUUAUGAGAUGUUCUGGCAGCUGAUUGCCAUGCAAGCAACCACCGAGGCCUACACCAAAUUUAUCGCUCACGUCAUUGAAAUUCAAGACGGGAAUCUUCAAAAGAAUUUCCAAACCCUCAAACAACUGCAAGAAGAGGCAGACCAGCUAAUUCGAGAAAGACUGCAAGAAAAACCAGAUGAGUUUGUGGCUGAAGAAAUCCUCAAGUUUCAUAAGCUCUGUCAGCCCCAACUCGAGAAGAAAGUUGAGCAACUGCGCCUUCUCGCCUACGAGGCGAUGCUUGUCGAGCUUUGCGCAGCGCACAAGCAGCAAAUGAAAAGCCUUCGCGGAGCUGUUUCUGAGGUGCAAAACGUGCACAACGCUUUCAAAGCCGAGCUGAAAACAAAGCAACGCGAACUUAAAGAGGCUGCCUUUGAAAAUCACGAUUUGAGCCAACCAGCAAUGACGAAACUACUCUUCAUCACACGAGAAGCCUUUGAGGAGUGUUUGGGGUCAUCUCGUUUAAUCAAAAUUCGAGAUGCGUUCACAGAUUUUGCAAAGCAACUUGCUCGUCGAGGAACCGAAAACAUUUUAAAAAUCGCCAAAGAGCUCGAUCUUUGGGGAAAAGAGAAACCCGAGUUAAUUCAUCGUUCUUUUAAUGGAGAGCUCAAUAGGAUCAAGCAGGAAUUCAAAGUGAAAAAAGACGAGAUUCUCAAAGCAAACCCCUCUGUGCACAAAGAGCUCACCAUCAACAUCAUCGUCGAGGUUUACGCGAAUGAGGUCUUCCUACCGAUUCAGCAAGCAAUGGCUGAAGCGACAAAUCUCGUAAAUCAGAGGUGGAAAGAACAUCUUACCAGAAAAGCUAAGAAAUCUCGCUUUGCCGAUUAUCUGACGCUACUCCUUCAAGAUAGUGCUGAGCCAGCU
Mesorhabditis belari is the source of this 2577-nucleotide messenger RNA. Lineage: Eukaryota; Metazoa; Nematoda; Chromadorea; Rhabditida; Rhabditidae. The record is from the annotation of a GenBank genome assembly.